AUGGAUGAGACACUAGACAAUUUUCCAAAUGCUUCUUCUGACUUCCCCGAUUUCGCAGCACCUUUCGGAAAUUGCACUGAUGAAAAAAUCCCACUCAAGAGGCACUACCUCCCGGUUAUUUAUAGCAUCAUCUUCCUGGUGGGCUUUCCAGGGAAUGCAGUAGCAAUUUCCACUUACAUUUUUAAAAUGCGGCCCUGGAAAGGGAGCACGAUCAUUAUGCUGAACCUGGCCUGCACAGACCUGCUCUAUCUAACCAGCUUCCCUUUCCUGAUUCACUACUACGCCAGUGGCGAAAACUGGAUCUUUGGGGACUUCAUGUGCAAGUUCAUCCGCUUCGGCUUCCAUUUCAACCUGUACAGCAGCAUCCUCUUCCUGACCUGUUACAGUGUCUUCCGAUACUUCGUGGUCAUUCACCCCAUGAGCUGCUUUUCCAUUCACAAAACUCGAUGGGCCGUGGUGGCCUGUGCUGUGGUGUGGGUCAUAUCACUGGUGGCCGUCAUUCCCAUGACCUUCUUGAUCACAUCAACCACCAGGACCAAUAGAUCGGCCUGCCUUGACCUCACCAGUUCAGAUGACCUCGCCACUAUCAAAUGGUACAAUCUAGUUUUGACGGCAACUACUUUCUGCCUUCCCCUGGUGAUAGUGACACUUUGCUAUACCAUGAUUUUCUGCACCCUAACGCAAGGACCUCAGAAUCACAACUGCCUUAAGCAGAAAGCUAGAAGGCUCACCAUUCUGCUGCUCCUUGUGUUUUAUAUAUGCUUUUUACCCUUCCACAUCUUGAGGGUCAUUCGGAUUGAAUCUCGACUGCUUUCAAUCGGCUGCUCCACUGAGAAUCAGAUCCACGAAGCCUACAUCGUUUCUAGGCCGUUAGCUGCCCUGAACACCUUUGGUAACCUGUUACUGUACGUGGUGGUCAGUGACAACUUCCGGCAGGCCAUCUGCUCGAUGGUGCGAGGCAGAGCCAGUGGGGACCUCGAACAAGUGAAAAAAAUCAGUCACUCAAACCACCCUUGACAUAGUUCUUUUAGUCAACCAAGAAGAAAAGCCUGCUGAUAUUUUAACUUCUAAGAAGGCCUCAGUGGCUCUCAGGAAAUAUUGUAUGCUCAGGUAAUGUUUUAGACAUUAACGAGGUUUGAAAAACCAUAAAACGAUGCCACUCUUUUCACAAAUAUCUUCUGCUUUGAGUGGUCCUGAGAACAGUCUGCAGAGCUGGGCUUCAAACAGCUGGCCUCGGUGGCCCCAACCUCUGUGCCGUCAGGGGACUCGCCAUGCCCCAGGACCAAAGCCAUAAUGGGAGAGUCUGCAGACCAGAGUGUGAUCAUGACUGCCAUCUCCUAGAUGUGAGCCCUCCAUCCCUUUAUCUUAAGGUAGAGAGAAUAAUAACUUUUCCUAGGACUGUUAGAAAGCUUGUAUCC
Molecule: messenger RNA, 1418 nt
Organism: Suricata suricatta (meerkat)
Lineage: Eukaryota; Metazoa; Chordata; Mammalia; Carnivora; Herpestidae
Gene: OXGR1
Product: oxoglutarate receptor 1
Exons: 3
Coding region: 1-1017 (338 amino acids)
Biological process (GO): G protein-coupled receptor signaling pathway
Cellular component (GO): plasma membrane
Molecular function (GO): G protein-coupled receptor activity
Source: RefSeq, a predicted model, not a curated record